CGCGCUUCCCGGCAGGGAAAGGGCGGCGGGGCUGAACUUGGCCUCGCGCCCUCCGUGCUCGCCGCCCCGGCUCCGGUGGCGAAACCCGAGCGCGCAGCAGGCGCGGGGCCGUGACGCACACCUGCCGGGCAGCCCGGCCCGCGGAAAGGGAUGCGCGGGGCCCCGGCUUGAGCCGGGUCUACAGCGCCCCGCGCCCCGCGACGUUCCCGGAGCGGCGGCCGAGCGGCUCGGCUGGGCGAGACGCAGCGCCCGGGCUUUCGGAGGAUGCUCGUGGUGGCGGUGUGCAUGGCCCUUCUGGGCUGCCUGCGGGCCCAGGGGCUGCAGGGACACGUCUCCGUAGUCCUGCUGGGAGCCACUGGGGACCUGGCCAAGAAAUACCUAUGGCAGGGGCUGUUCCAGCUGUACCUGGAGGAGGCGGGGAAGGGCCACAAUUUCAGCUUCCACGGGACUGCCCUGACGGCCACCGAGCAGGGCCAGGAGGUCGUGGCCAAGGUCUUGGAGUCCCUUUCCUGCCCCAAGGAUGUGACACCCGCCCGCUGUGCUGAGCUCAAGGACCAGUUCCAGCGGCUGAGCCAGUACCGCCAGCUGAAGACCACGGAGGACUACGUGGCCCUGAGCCAGGACAUUGAGGCGCUGGUGCAGCGCGAGGGCCUCUGGGAGGCGGGCCGCAUUUUCUACUUCUCCGUGCCGCCCUUCGCCUACACCGACAUCGCCCGCAGCAUCAACAGCAGCUGCCGCCCGGGCCCCGGCGCCUGGCUGCGCGUCGUCCUGGAGAAGCCCUUCGGCCACAACCACCGGUCAGCCCAGCAGUUGGCCGCGGACCUCGGGGGCUUUUUCCACGAGGAGGAGAUGUACCGGGUGGACCACUACCUGGGCAAGCAGGCCGUGGCUCAGAUCCUGCCUUUCCGAGACCAGAACCGCAAGGCCCUGGACGGCCUGUGGAGCCGGCACCACGUGGAGCGGGUGGAGAUCGUCAUGAAGGAGACGGUGGAUGCAGAAGGUCGCACCAGCUUCUAUGAGGAGUACGGCGUCAUCCGCGACGUCCUGCAGAACCACCUGACGGAGAUCCUCACCCUGGUGGCCAUGGAGCUGCCCCCCGACGUCGGCAGCUCGGAGGCCGUGCUGCGGCACAAGCUGCAGGUCUUCGGGGCGCUGCGGGGCCUCCGGAAGGGCAGCGCCGUCCUGGGCCAGUACCAGGCCUACAGCGAGCAGGUGCGCAGGGAGCUGCACAAGCCGGCCGGCUUCCUCAGCCUGACGCCGACCUUCGCAGGCAUCCUCGUUCACCUGGACAACCUUCGCUGGGAGGGCGUCCCUUUCCUCCUGAUGUCGGGCAAAGCCUUGGACGAGCGAGUGGGCUACGUCCGGGUCCUGUUCAAGAACCGGGCGUGUUGUGCGCAGAGCGAGCAGCGCUGGGUCGCGGAGCAGAGCGCGUGUCUGCCGCGCCAGAUCAUCUUCCACAUUGGGCACGGCGCGCUGGGCAGCCCCGCGGUGCUGGUGAGCCGGAACCUGUUCAGGCCCACGCUGCCCGGCAGCUGGGAGGAGCUGGGGGGCCCGCCCGGCCUCCGCCUUUUCGGCCGCCCUCUGUCCGAUUUCUAUGCCUACAGCCCCGUGCGGGAGCAGGACGCCUACUCCGUCCUCAUAUCGCGCAUCUUCCACGGCCGCAAGGACUCCUUCAUCACCACGGAGAACCUGCUGGCCUCCUGGGCCUUCUGGACGCCCCUGCUGGACAGCCUGGCCCGCGAGGCCCCCCGCCUCUACCCCGGCGGGGCGGAGAACGGGCACCUGCUGGACUUUGAGUUCAGUGGCGGCCAGUUGUCCUUCUCGGUGCAGCAGCCGGAGCAGCUGGUGCCGGGGCCCGGCUCUGCUCCCGCGCCCAGCGACUUCCAGGUUCUCAGGGCCACGUACCGAGAUGGCCCGCUGGUCGCCGCCUGGCCCGAGGAGCUGAUCGCAAAGCUGGCCAACGACGUCGAGGCGGCCGCCGCGAAGGCCGUGCGGCGCUUUGGCCAGUUCCACCUGGCGCUCUCGGGCGGCUCCAGCCCCGUGGCCCUGUUCCAGCAGCUGGCCACGGGCCACUACGCCUUCCCCUGGGCCCGCACGCACCUGUGGCUGGUGGACGAGCGCUGCGUGCCGCUCUGGGACCCCGAGUCCAACUUCCAGGGCCUGCAGACGCACCUGCUGCAGCACGUCCGGGUCCCGCACUACAACGUGCACCCCAUGCCCGUGCGCCGGCACCAGCGGCUCUGCGCCGAGGAGGACCAGGGCGCCCAGGCCUACGCCGAGGAGAUCUCCGCCCUGGUCGCCAACAGCAGCUUCGACCUGGUGCUGCUGGGCAUGGGCGCCGACGGGCACACCGCCUCCCUCUUCCCGCAGUCGCCCACCGGCCUGGAGGGCGAGCCGCUGGUGGUGCUGACCGAGAGCCCCUCCGGGCCGCGCCGCCGCAUGAGCCUCAGCCUGCCCCUCAUCAACCGCGCCAGGAGGGUGGCGGUCCUGGUCAUGGGCCGGUUGAAGCGCGAGAUCACCCUGCUGGUGAGCCGCGUCGGCCACGAGCCCAAGAAGUGGCCCAUCUCGGGCGUCCAGCCCGUGUCGGGCCAGCUGGUGUGGUACAUGGACUACGAGGCAUUUCUGGGGUGAUGGGGCCUCGCCCUCUGCUCACUCCCGGGCUGCCUCUGUCCUCCCCUGUCCUCUCCCCUCCCCAGUCCUGCCACCUGCCCGGGCGCCUGGCUCUCUGGAACCGGAUGCCUCAGGGUCAGCCCCGGGAGAGGCCCGUCCCAACCCCUUUGAUCGUCCCUGUCCAGAUGUGGUCAGACCCAGAGACAAGGAGGAGAUGGAGGCUCGUGAGAAGCUUCACAUCCAGGUUAGGAGAGAGGCGUCCCCCUAACGGAGAGACUGGCGCUUGCACGUCAGCAUCAGCCCGCCUCGCGGCCAGGCUGGGUGCGGGAGCUCCCAGCUGCAGCAGGGAGCCUGGCACAGCGGGUGCAGGGGCCGUGCCAGGCAGGUGCAGCCCCUGCUUCCCUUUCCUUCCGGAGCCUCUGCCGUUCGGCUGCUGUCCUGCCCCCUGUGGGCUGCCUCCUGCUCCGUGUGUCCGGUCCUUCCUCCUCGUCCCGACUCGGGGGGCGUCCAUCCCUCCGUGGUAUCUUGGCUGUCCCCAGACCUCCAUGUAUAGACAGGAAGGUGAUGACAAGCACACAGCCGCAAACACUGGGUGCUACAACGGUGCCAAAACCUCGUGACUUGUCAGGGGCCCUUCCUCAGUAAUGACCUUCUCUGCAUGGGGGGACCCCGCCCCGCCCGCUGGGCACAGCCAUCAGGCCAUCCCAGGGAUCCCUCCUUCGAGGGCUCUUUCCACUCAGGACCUCCUGGCGGGUGUUGUGCUCUCAGAGUCCUCCCUGGUUUACCAGGAAAGUUCUCGUCAAUCUCUCUGAUGGGGACAGCCCGCUGGGGGAGAGAUGUGACGUCCAGUGGUGCACCAUCCAGACGCUCUGAUCGGACCAGACAGGAGCCAGGCCUUCAGCUGGGGCGGCCGCGGCUCCGGCAGCCGGGGCUGCAGCACCCUCCUCACACUGCCUCUCAGCCCGCCACUUCCUGCCUGCCGGUCCCUCCGGCCGCUCCCUGCACCGCUGCAUUGUGGGAGGCUCGGGAACAAGGCACAGCUUCUCCUUAGGAAUAGGUGAGGUGCUCCGCUCUCCAGAAGCGGGGCCGCAGGGCCUGUUCUCCCGAGACCCCAGGGGUAUCUGAAAUGCUUUAAAAACCAGCAGUGACGGGACACAGUAUUGCAGCUUUCCACCUGGGCAUGCCCCCAGCUGUGGCUGUCAGGAAUAAGGGAUGCUUCCUGUGACUGUACCCCGCCUCCUGGCCUCACUGGGAGGCAGACACGCCAUCAGACGGGCUUUCCUUGGUGAGGAGGGCACCCCGAAAUCCAUUUCUCUGCUUUUGACUGUUCAGACUUUCCUCACGGCUGCAGAUUUAAAGGACUAUUGCUUUCAUGUGAGAUGGGAGCCUGGGAGGUGGUCCCCGUUAAAAUUCUGCUUCCGCUGGCAGGCGGGCUGCUGACCUCGGCAGCACAGAAUCAUGCCGGGUGGGGAGUCUCCUCCCUUCUGGGUCAGCAUCUCAGCCUUUUUGCUCUAGAGAUGCUGGUGGACACAGGUGGUGGCAGGUCGGGGGCCACGGUGGCCACGUGGGGGCGCUCACGCACCAUCCCUGACGGUGUUUUUUGAUCUGACUCCCAGGCGUUCCCCCUGUGUCCCAGGAAUUCCCCGUGUCCUGCUCCCAUUUUUGCAUUCUGCCUCCCUGGGCCCUUGGCCCCAGCUCGCCCAGCUGUUCCUUGGAAACGUGUUCCUCUGGGGUUGCAACACCAGAGAGGACGGGACCUCCACAUGCCUGCGUCUCGGUCUGGGAUAAAGGGUGAGCUGUCACCACUUCUGAAUAAUCGUGAGUCACUGCGGGCCUGAGCCGAGGAUGUCCUGUUCUUAGAGGGUUGCCUGGCCCCGAAUGCACCCUCUGUCUGUGGGGAGUUUGCACACGGGGUUGGGAUGGGGCAAAAAUGCUAACGGUUUCCUUUCCACAAUCAGCUGCUGUCUUCAAAGUCCCCUGGGGGGCACUGUCCGCACUCCCUUCCCUCCCUCCCCCUUCCCCUCCUUCCCCUGAGCGGGAAGCGCGUCUCAGAACCGCCACCUCAGCUGGUGGUUUCCAAACGUCUGGGCCCGUGACCCACAGCCAGACCCCGUCUCCAGCCCAGCGCGGUCAGGACCUGCCCGAGAGCAUGGUGCCCCUCUUUCCUGUCUCGUUAAGAAAAUGCUGCUUGUCAUCCGCUAACUUGAGCUGAUGCAUAGUUUGAAAAAUGCUGCUGGAAUCCAGCUUUACCCCGUUCCACAGCCGAGGACCCAGGCUUGGGAGGGAGCACGCCUGCCUGGCUCCCACGGGGACACUGCCACCAUGCUGGGCCUCGAACCCGGGCUUCCCAGUCCUGCAGCCUCACGCCUGGGCCCACCCAGCACAGCGGGGCUGCCUGAGCCAGAGCAGGGGCU
Molecule: messenger RNA, 5024 nt
Organism: Eptesicus fuscus (big brown bat)
Lineage: Eukaryota; Metazoa; Chordata; Mammalia; Chiroptera; Vespertilionidae
Gene: H6PD
Product: hexose-6-phosphate dehydrogenase/glucose 1-dehydrogenase
Exons: 5
Coding region: 265-2631 (788 amino acids)
Biological process (GO): pentose-phosphate shunt; pentose-phosphate shunt, oxidative branch; glucose metabolic process
Cellular component (GO): endoplasmic reticulum
Molecular function (GO): NADP binding; 6-phosphogluconolactonase activity; glucose-6-phosphate dehydrogenase activity
Source: RefSeq, a predicted model, not a curated record